Messenger RNA from Coregonus sp. 'balchen', 3302 nucleotides. Lineage: Eukaryota; Metazoa; Chordata; Actinopteri; Salmoniformes; Salmonidae. The record is from the annotation of a GenBank genome assembly.
AUGUGGCUGAUGUCCACAAAGGGGUAUAUUUCAUUUACUUGUUAUUGUUAGGCUGACUUCCAUAGUUUUAUCACCUUUCAGGAGUGGCCUAGUCACAGGUAGAGUCAUAUUGAACUUGGCUUUGCUUUUGUUAUGCUAAUGCUUGGUUUUGAAUGGAAAUAAUAAGAUGGAAAGGAAGGGUCCCCCCUCCCUCUCUCCUUCCACCCGCGCUGCUUUUCAAUUUUCAGUCUCAUGGACAUUAGAGGAAAAAUGAUAAAUUAAAUUGGGUUUUUAUUACAUUUUUCUCUCUGAAGAAAACGUCUCUCAUACACAAAGGAAGGUAUUUUGUGAGAAAAUGUAUUUUUAAUUGAUUUAAUCUGCACUAUGAUUGUGUACCUUUUACAAUAACCUUUUUGAAAUAAUUUUAAUAGAUGCUGACUCAUUGAUUGUCCUUGCGGAAUAUAUUUGUGAUUGUCUAAUUUCUUUCAUUAUCGUCAUUCCGUUUUUUUCUCCAACAUUAUCGUCAGUCAGUUCUUUUCAACAUUGGCUCGCUGCGUCAACGUGAGAAUAUCCAUCUGUAGCCUGUAGAUAUCAAGGGCACAGCUGCAGUCUUUUACUAAUAGAACCUAAAAAAAGACCCUCAAUUGAGCAAAUGGAAAAAUGUGAAAAUGGAACAAAAACGGCCAUGCAUUAUUUGAAUUUAGUACAAGGGUAUGCUCUUUCGCUGAAGUAGGUACUUUUUGACAAACCGUAUUUGGCAUUUGAAUCUUACUGCCAUCUAAUGAACAGUUGAGGGAUGUUUGUGAAGUUGCCCUUCCAGAGUGAAUUUGGCUCCCAGUCCUAAUCUUUCAUCCUUUCUAAGUUUUUCACCCGACCUUCAAUUCACCGUUAUUACCAACCUCUUCCACCUUCUGCUAAAAAUAACAUAAUAAUUAAAAUAAUAAUAUAAUAUGCCAUUUAGCAGACGCUUUUAUCCAAAGCGACUUACAGUCAUGCGUGCAUACAUUUUUGUGUAUGGGUGGUCCCGGGGAUCGAACCCACUACCCUGGAGUUACAAGCGCCGUGCUCUACCAACUGAGCUACAGAGGACCACACAUGAAUUGAAAAUACAUGUAUCAUUUUGGGCUUUUGAUGUCGUCUUUAAUGUUUUGGAUGACUUCUUGUAUCCUAAACUUCUCCUUAUGUUUCUCCCUCUCAGUCUAAUCAAGGCGGGCAACAAGCCCCAGAUGAUACCGGGAGGGAAGCCAAAGAAAGCCACCACCUUCCAGGAGUUUGAGAGCAUCACCAGCGAUGCCUGGGACGUGGGGGACGAUGACGACGAGCUGCUCGCCAUGGCCGCACAGAACCUCAACAUUGAGGUCGUCAUGGAAACCGCCAACAAGGUGAUUUGUAUGAUGUGAACAUACAACUCAUAAGCCCUUUUUCUAUUAACAUAAGCUCUUAUAAUACAUUAAGCAGUUUUUAAGGAGUAAGAAAAUAAAUAUAUUGUUAUUAUCAUUAUGCAGGUGAUUGAGAACCACAGCAAGCAGCAGGAGAAGCAGAGACAGGACGAUGCCGACGCGUCAGAGCUGGAGGAGAGAGAGGAAGAGGAGGCGCAUGAGGAAGAGGUGGAAGAAGAGGAAGAGGAAGGGGAGGAAUCGACCCCCGAGGUGUCGUUUGCCUCUGAGCCCAGCCCGCUCGGCGAUGGCAGACUGGUGAAGUCACUGAGUGAGGCCCCCAUCGGAUCACCUAAGGGUAAGUAGACAUCUGUUGCACGUUUCUCUCUUCUCGGUCUCUCUCUCCCCUCUCUCUGUCUCGCUCCCUCUCUCUAUCCAUCAAUCGACAGACAAACAAAUGUGAUUGUCAGGGGAAGUGACAGAUGUGUGGAACAACUGCCUAACAAGGAAGGAAUCUUGAAAGGAGGAACCCCACUCCAUAGAGUCCAUCCUCUCCUCUGUCUCCAGUCUCCACCCACUCCUUCUAUACACAAUAUUUCCUCUGCCUCUGCUAUGAGCCUGCUAGGCUUUUCAUGUUCAUUCGUUAGUGUGGUAACAGCAAUAGCAGCAGAGGGUGGGGUUUGUGUUGUGUUGUGUAGUAGGGAACAGCUGCCUGCUGUCUGUCUGUGGUGGUGCCGGAGAUAAGACAGCAGCCUGUAGCAGCCCUAACUCCAGUAGUUAUCUCCAUGGAGGAGACACUGUCUGCUCCAUUCAUCUGUGUUGUUCAGUACACACACACGCGCACGAAGACAGACGCGCACGUCCGACGCACGCACACACACUGCCCACUGCUCACACACUCCCCUUCCUGCUGGGCGAGACCACAUAUUGUCUCUGAUUGUUCUGCUCUCUAUUAUUGAGUCUACUGUAGUGUUUGGGUAAAUGAUCAAUCAUGGUGAUAAUGCAGUGCCUGAAUAGCUACCCCCUCUCUUCUUGUUCUUUGUCUGCACGAAGUGAUAGUACUCACACACUCCCCUUUGCAUGCUGUGUUCAAAUCAAGCUGCCGCCUUGAGCUCAACUCAUCACAUAAAACCUUGGUGUUCAUUUUCCUUUAGUCACAUCACUAUAAUCUUGUUGUGUCUGUCUGGUAGCUCCUCUCUACCCCCAACUCUACACUCCCGUCUGUCUAACCUGGCACUCCCCUCCCUCCACGCUCUCUCUUCUCUUCCUCCCUGCCUUCUGAUGUGUUGUUGUCUGUCUGUGGACCCAGCUGCCUGGUCCUACAUUAGAUAAUGGCCCACUGCAAGGCUAUCAUUAGGCAUCAGCACCCAGCCUGCACUCAGGCUGCUCUCUGCUAAUGGAUAGACAGACAGACAGACAGACAGACAGACAGACAGAGAGUGGCCUGACCUCGUCCCUGCAGCACUCUACACCCUCUCUGAGUGUCCUCCACUGACCUCUAUCUUCUGUUGCUGGGAACAAACUCUACUCUGCCCUGUAAUUGUCUGUAAUGGGGGUUUGCUGUUGCUGGAGUGGAGAAAGGUGGUUGGGUUACACAGUGUUUGUGUGUCUGUUUGUGUGACGUGUGUUUUCAAUGAGUGUGCUCGGAGGAAAGGUGCUUGCAACAGGUGUGCAUGUUUGUCUGUGUGUUUUUGCGUGUGUGCAUCUUUGUGUGUGUGUCUGCGUGUUUAUUGUUCUCAGUAUAUCUCCCCUCUCUCUGUUUAUCCAGAUGCGGCCGGAGAGAGAGCGUCGCUCCACAGACAGCAGUCCCUUCCCCACCGGCCCACCAUCCCCAUGGUGGCUCGUAUGGCUGACCAAAACACCUCCGGGACCCCAGCCAUGACAGAGAGAGAGGCCUCCCGCCUGGACAAGUUCAGACAGGUCCUGGCUGGACCCAACACUGACCUU